AUGAAACACACCGCCAAAUUCCACCUUCUCAUCCCAUCCCACAGCGCUCUUGUCAUAGACCACCUGGUUGUCUUCCAUGACAAUCUGCUCCCACUCACAGUCACUGGACAAAGUCAUCGGUAUGUGGAUUCUGUCUGGUUCAACCUUCGCCGAAAGCAACAGGAGCUGCACCUCAAAUGCGUUGGGGCCUUUGAAUCCCGAGAGAAGAUUGUUACCCAGGCCGGUAUCCUAGGUUUCGUGGCCUGCUGGGCAGGCUGUACGGCGUCCAGUAUUGCAGCCGAUAGACGGACGUACGGAAACGGUUCGAGCACCCUGCUUGGUUGCAGCUGGCCCUCCGAUCACCCCACCGACACGAACGCAAGAGUCGGCCUGGUCAUUGACGAGGAGUUGGGCUUCGUCGUGACCAGCGGCAUCGUUCCGGGUAAGGUCUACCCCUACCAGAACAUCUCCGCCUUCAUCCCAGACAAAAUGACGUCGGCGCAGGAUGCGCAGGUGGAGUACUUGGAGGCAAUGAAAGCUAAGGGUACUGAGCCGCUGCUGUCUCCCAUCGAAGCCACCGGCGACACUCUCGAAGUGCUCCAGUACUACAACGACAAGCUCCAGGCUAUGCAGAUCAAUGUCUACCUGAGCGGCCCGAAUAUGACAUCGCCCUGGUUGUAG
Messenger RNA from Aspergillus viridinutans, 660 nucleotides. RefSeq lists its product as uncharacterized. The record is from RefSeq and is a predicted model, not a curated record. The transcript is spliced from 2 exons. Lineage: Eukaryota; Fungi; Ascomycota; Eurotiomycetes; Eurotiales; Aspergillaceae. Bases 1 to 660 code for a protein of 219 amino acids.